AAUUCGUCGACAAUGUCUGUCAGACGUCUAAAAAAUUUUGCUUUUUUUCUCGCUCGUGCAAAAUAAAAUUAUAAUUACUUAAUUUUGCUUUCCCAUUUUACACUGCACCCGUAUACUUAACGCCCCCGCGUACAACCCCCCGUGCAACACGUGUGCGUGAUCUUGUGAACCCUCAGCGUAGGGGGAAUGUGUUGUGGCUGUGUGGCCUGAUUUAGUUUUUCUUCUCCCAGCUUCAGAAUUUUUUUUCUACCAUCCUCCGCUCUCUUCAUGUUCUAUUUGCAAGAAUUGUCCGAUUGCCUCGUUGGGAUUGUGUGGUGUGGGUAGGUGUGCGAAUAGGGCGGGAGGAUGCAGACGUCGAUUAAGCAGGAGAAUCAGCAGCACAGCCCCCUUAAGUUUGUCAGCCUCGCAACGGGCGGAAGUGGAAGUGGUGGGGGCAAUGCCUACGAGGAGGAUGUACCCAUGAAGUACGAGGAGAAGCCCCUGCUGCUGAAUGUGGAGCUGUGCCUUGUGUGCGGUGACAGGGCAUCGGGGCGCCACUAUGGGGCAAUCAGCUGUGAAGGGUGCAAGGGCUUCUUCAAGCGCUCCAUCCGGAAGCAACUUGGCUAUCAGUGUCGUGGCACGAUGAACUGCGAAGUGACCAAACAUCACAGGAAUCGCUGCCAGUACUGUCGCCUCCAGAAGUGUCUAGCCUGUGGCAUGCGGAGUGACUACCUUCCUCGUAAAACAAUCCCAUCCGCAGCUGUUCAGCACGAGCGGAAACCCAUUUUGGAUAAGAAGGAGUCACCCGUGGGGGCAGGAAGUGGGGGGAGUGGGGGUUCAAUGGGUCCCGGAUCGAGUCCAGGCAGUGCUGGGGGUACAAACAAUGCCACCUCAAUGGGUGCAACAGCACGCGCCCCAUCAUCGAGCCCCAAUUACUUGUUCUUUCGCCCACCCAAUGACUUCACCGAGCCCAAUUUCACCAGUAUGAUGUUCCCCGUUGGAUUCAACUUCAAUGACCUCAAGGCAACUCUUGGACAGAGAGCAUUUUUGCAACAAAGCGGCGUCUUCCCCGGACAUUCAACCUCAUCGCCAUCCACGAGUGGCCUGCAGCACGAUGAUGAGGCGUCUGAUGAUAACAAUCCACCAAAUAGUAUCUUCACAACGGCAAUAAAUACCUUGUCGAGUCUAACUGCCACUAGUUCCGCUGAUUUUCUCCAGGCCGCUAUCAAUAAGCACACAAUUGCCGAAUCGCUGGAGCUCAUCACGAACCUCCCGUUCGAGAUGAGUGCCAAUGGGGCGCGGGAUUUCGUGAAUAGCGAUCAAUGCCCCGCCGCGGCGGCGUCACGGGACAAUAGUAGCCCCAGUGGGGAUGGUAGUUCCUCCCCCACGGGACCCACACCGCUAACAAUUGACCCCAGUGACCUGGACCCCCUCAUCCCGGAGGCGUGUGUUGCGUUCUCCCUGCAAAUACCCAACGUGGUGCCGGCGUACUUAAAUCUACACUAUACCUGCGAGACGGGAUCGCGGUUGCUGUUCUCGUCUGUGAUAUGGGUGAGCAAGUUGCCCGUCUUCCGGUCGCUACCCGAUGACUGCCAAGUGCAAAUCCUCCGUGCCUGCUGGACGGAGCUCUUUGUCCUGGGGCUGGCGCAAUCAGCACCACAGUUGGCCUUCACCACGAUAGUCACAUCCCUGGUCAAUUGCUUCAAGGCGGCCGUUGUGCAGAAAAAUCUCACAGCGGCACGCAUAAAGCUCAUGGCCGACAAUAUUUCAAGACUGUGUGAUUUUGUACAAAACAUUCAGCGGAUCGGUGUGGAUGACUACGAAUUUGCAGCUUUGCGACUUCUUUUGCUCUUCAACACAGACAACAUCCGCCGAGAACCGAUGCGUCAAUCAUCAUCCCUUGAAGGCAUCCAGGAGAUCGCCUGCCGCUGCCUGCGUGCCCACAUUGACCAAAGUCACCAUCCGUCUCAGUCGGAUCGUUUCGCCAAAUUGUUGCUCAAACUACCCGCUUUAAGGACGUUCAAUGCGAACACAAUGGAGGACCUGUUUUUCGCCAAUCUAAUUGGGCAAGUGCAAAUUGACAAUGUUAUCCCCUACAUCCUAAAAUUGGGGGUAGCCAGUGGGAUUAAAUCCGAAACAACUUGAUUGUUGAAUUGUCUUAUUUUUAAAAAUUAUAUAAUUAUUAUUAUUAUAUUUUUAUUAAGUAUAUUAUUCUAAUAUGCUAUUGAGCGAGAGAGAGAGAAAGAGAGUUAAAAGUGAGAGAGUUAUUGAUAUAUUAAAAAAAAAAGUAUAUCUUAUUUUAAAAGAAAAUUUGCAUAAUUUUUAACGUAUAAAUCAAAAUUAACUUAAUUCUUUUUAAGGCAAUUUUUUUGUUCUUUUAAAAAUUUUAUUUCGUUUUUAAUUAAAGAAAAUUUUAAGACAAAGUAACAAUGAAGGUGACUCUUAAAUGUGCCUUUAAAAAAAAAGAAAUUUUAAAUGAAAUUUUUGAGAAAUUAUAUUUGACAGUUUAGAGAGAAACUUUUUAAAGAGAAAAAUAGUAUUAAAAAUUGAGUAUUAGUUCUUAGGGGAGCCUCGGGAGGGAAAGUAGAAUUCUUUAAAAGAGAGACAAAGAGGUCUUUCUUUUGAAAAAAAAAAAAAAGAAUUUUUGCCUUUUGUAGAACAAAUUUAAAAAGAAAAAAGAGAGUUAAUCAAAAUGAAAAAAAACUAACGUUUUGUCUUUUAAAAUAUAUAUUUAAUUCAAGAUAAAAUCAAGAAAAAUGAUUUAAAACAAAUUAAAUGCAAUUGUUAACACUUUGUUGAGAGAGAGAGAGAGACGGAGAGAAUUCUGUGAGAAUGCGUUCUUGCGGUUUUUUACAAAGUCUUUUUGAGAAUAUUAAUAUAUUAUUAUUUUGUUUCA
This is a messenger RNA of Lutzomyia longipalpis, 2875 nucleotides long. RefSeq names its product nuclear hormone receptor HR78 (gene Hr78). Bases 346 to 2124 code for a protein of 592 amino acids. NCBI's taxonomy places the organism in Eukaryota, Metazoa, Arthropoda, Insecta, Diptera, Psychodidae. Gene Ontology annotation, biological process: cell differentiation; regulation of transcription by RNA polymerase II; anatomical structure development. The record is from RefSeq and is a predicted model, not a curated record. Gene Ontology annotation, molecular function: nuclear receptor activity; RNA polymerase II cis-regulatory region sequence-specific DNA binding; zinc ion binding. The transcript is spliced from 5 exons.